AUGGAUCUUGAAAAAAUACAAUAUAAUGAAAAGAUAAAUCAAAUUAUUCAAAAUGCUCUUUCAAAAUUUAGACAGGAUCAUAAUGAGUUUGUUAAAAAUGAAUUAAACAUUGCACAAAACACAAUUCAGCGUGGUCAAAGUAUACAAUGGUUUAAUAAUUUAAAUAAAAAUAUAAUAGAAAAUGAUUUCUUUGAUCCGAAAUCUAAUUAUAAUGAAAAAAAAAUGACUUUCUAUGUUAAAAGCUUUAAUCAUUUAAAAACUAACACUUGCAUUUUUCAAAAAUUAAUUGAUAUCGAAGAUAUACCAGGACUUCCAAAAUAUAAAGAAAAUACAGCAUUGAGACUUAAUGUUAUUAAAAAUGAUGAAGAAACUCUUCGAUUUGUACCUUAUAUUGGAGAAGGCAAUGAAGAUAGUGAUCUUAAUUUACAUGAGAUAUUUGAUAUUAAAAUAAAAAAUCAAGAUAAAGAAGAAAUUAUGGAAAGCAUUGAUUUAUCAAGUAUUUUACUCAAAAUAUUAUCAGAAUGCGAAAUUACUCUUUCAUUACUUUAUGAUUAUUAUCUAGACUCUAGAACUAACGUUUUAGUCUCUCGUAAUUUCAAAGAAGAUUGGGUUUCCUUUUUAAAACACUGCAAAAAAAAUUAUACUAAAGUUUCUUUAAAUGAAAAAUAUUACUCUAUUCUUGAAAUUUUUUCUUCUUCAUGGAAUUAUUAUAUGCCUGUAGAACUAUGGAUAACUAUACAAUGGGUAGAUAAAAUAUCCAAAUUUCGUACGAAAGACAAAACUAUUGUAUUAAAUCCAUCAAGUUCUGAUCCUUUAGAUUCUUAUUCACAGUUGUUAUGUAUUUUUUGCUAUAUAAAUGAAUGUCCUUAUCAUGAUUCCUUUGUUACUCGACUUCCAGAUCUUUCUUUUCAAAUGGAAGAACCUUACGAUAAGGAAAUACCUUGUUCUAAAAACUGCAUUUUAAAUGUUUCAGCAUCUAAAGAUGUUUCACAAUCUGAAUGGACUCCUGAUGACAUAUCUAUUCUAGCGAGCUCUGUAAAAGUUUUAAAUACAUGUCCUAGAUAUUCAUGUUUAAUUGCAUUGGGUUUAAAUAAAACUUGUGUAGAGAUAUUUAAUAAAAUAAAUAAUGAUUCUUUCAGAAUAUUUCUUAAAGAUUUUCAUAACAUAAAUAACACAGAAAAUUCAUUGAAAAACAAUAAAAUAAUAACUUAUCAAAAGAUAUUAGGUAAAAGAAAAAGGUGGACAUCAUAUCCAGAUGACUGUGAUAAAAGCGGAUUGAGCACAAAAAGAGCAGAACUAAAACCUUGUGAUCAUUUAGGUUUUUGUGAUGAAAAUUGCCUAUGUGUACAAAAUAGAGUGUUUUGUGAAAAAUUCUGUGUUUGUCCUAGUAAUUGUCCAAGAAGGUGGUUAGGUUGUCUGUGCAAAGCCAAUAAAUGUAGUACCUGGGCAUGUGAAUGUGUAAAAUGGAAACGAGAAUGUGAUCCUGAUAUAUGUAUUUCAUGUGAUUCAGCAGAAGCUCUUGAUCCAACAAAUAGACAUAAUCCAGAGAUUCUUGCUUUAACAUGCCAAAAUGUACCUUUACAACAAGGAAUAGGUUGUCGUGUAAUAUUAGGAAAAAGUAAUAUUUCUGGAUGGGGUAUAUUUAUUGGGGAACCAGUAAGAGCCGAUACAUUUUUAGGAGAAUAUAAAGGAGAAAUUAUAUCCCAUAAUGAAUCCGAAAGACGCGGAAAACUUUAUGAUAAAAUUGGUAUAUCUUUUUUGUUUAACUUAAACAAGAAUCAAGUCGUAGAUGCUACAAGAAUGGGUAAUAAAUUUAGAUAUGCUAAUCACUCAAGAAAAAGGCCUAACUGUUUUGCACGUGUAAGUUUGGUAAAUGGUUGUCAUAGAAUUGGGUUUUAUGCUAUUAAGGAUCUUAAAGUUGGAGAAGAACUUUUAUUUGAUUAUGGAUAUAAUCAACAAACAAUUCAUUUCGUACCUUUAGAAUUAUGGGAAAAAAAGGAUAAACCAAACACGUCUGACAAAGAUAAAAAAAAAAACUCAAAAUCUAUAAAAAAAUCCAAAUAA
Molecule: messenger RNA, 2064 nt
Organism: Pneumocystis jirovecii RU7
Lineage: Eukaryota; Fungi; Ascomycota; Pneumocystomycetes; Pneumocystales; Pneumocystaceae
Exons: 14
Coding region: 1-2064 (687 amino acids)
Biological process (GO): chromatin remodeling
Molecular function (GO): protein binding; histone methyltransferase activity
Source: RefSeq, a predicted model, not a curated record